AUGGAUACCCUCCUUACCGCUCAAAUCGCGGUAAACGCGCCUCGUUACCGCCGCAAGAGCUCAACCUUCAUCGACGGCAUCCAUGAUGUCCCCGAAGAUCAAGGCAACUUGGCGCCGGCGCAGCUAUAUAGCACUAUGUCUGGCAGGCUGUUCCACUCGGGAAGGAUCGCCAUCGUCAUGGUCGGCCUUCCUGCCCGUGGGAAAACUCACAUCUGUGUCUCGAUGGCUCGCUAUCUUUCAUGGCUUGGCGUCAAGACUCGCAUCUUCCAUCUUGGAGACUACCGCCGGGCCACGGUGGAGGGAGGUCAUGUCCCGCAGGACUACUUUUACCCCAACGCAUCUCCGGCUUCUGUCAUGCUCCGUCAGAAAAUCCUUAAGAAGUGCAGGGAUGACAUCUACGCCUGGCUAAACCAUGAGAAUGGCCAGGUCGCCAUCUAUGAUGCCGUAAAUCCGACUGCCAGCGGCCGCUUGGCUCUCGCUGAGGAAUUUGCCAAGCACGAUGUCCAGACGCUCUUCAUUGAGUCCUAUGUCGAUGACCAAGAGAUCCUCAAGGAGAAUGCCCGCAAUGUCAAGAUCUCAUCUCCCGAUUUCCACGGAAUGGACCCCGAUGAGGCGGCUAAACACUACCUCAAGCGUAUCGAGACCAAGAUCCCCGUAUUCGAAACCAUGGACGAGGAUGAGUUGAAUUACGUCAAGAUGAUCAACGCUGGCCAGGCGUUCUACUACAACAACGUCAGCUUCAACUACCUGUCUCACAGAAUCGUCUUCUACUUGACCAAUUUGCACAUCAAGUGCCGCACCACCUUCUUCGUCCGCGCCGGCCCCGCGACCGACGAAGAUUCGUACAAGGCCGAUGCUCCGCUGUCCGAGGAAGGCAAAAUUUAUGCCGACAAAAUGACAGAGACUCUCCUCCGACACCGGGAGCAGGAACGCCAGGCGUCCAUUGACCAGGACGGCCCUAACCUGCCGCUACGUCCUCUGGCCGUGUGGACAUCUACCCGGCUCCGCACCGUUCAAACAGGCGAGCCGCUGAAGGAGAUGGGAUACAAGGUCCGGCAACGGUCUCAGAUGAGUCAAAUCAACCCCGGUGUUUGUGAGAAGCUGUCAGAACGCGCCAUCCGCGCCGCAUAUCCGGAGGAAGUGGAAAAGCACGAAAUGGAUCCCUAUCACCACCGGUACCCGCGUGCAGAGUCGUACCACGAUCUGGCAGUGCGACUCGAGCCUAUCAUCCUGGAGUUAGAGCGCGAGCAGAACGACCUGCUCAUCAUCGCCCACGAGAGCGUCCUGCGCGUCCUGUAUUCGUACUUGAUGCACUGCAGUACCAGGGACAUCCCCAAGCUGAAAUUUCCGCGGGAUGAGAUCAUUGAGAUUAUCCCUGCGGCGUACCAGAACGAGGCGAAGCGCAUCCACAUACCCGGUCUCGACCCAAGGACCAUUCCGGGCUCACCGGAGGAUAUUCGGAUUCCGGUGCCUACCGACCUCAGUGCACAGCUCCCGCCGAUCCCGGGCAUGGAUAGCCCGGAGCCGGCCGAGACCGCUGCUCCGCGGCCUCCCGAGAAGAUUGUCAACCACGCGAAGGAGAUGUUGUCUGACAAGAUGGGUGAUGAAGAUUGA
Messenger RNA from Chaetomium fimeti, 1614 nucleotides. Its product is annotated as 6-phosphofructo-2-kinase-domain-containing protein. The transcript is spliced from 7 exons. Gene Ontology annotation, molecular function: ATP binding; 6-phosphofructo-2-kinase activity; fructose-2,6-bisphosphate 2-phosphatase activity. The record is from RefSeq and is a predicted model, not a curated record. Gene Ontology annotation, cellular component: cytosol. Gene Ontology annotation, biological process: fructose 2,6-bisphosphate metabolic process; fructose metabolic process. Lineage: Eukaryota; Fungi; Ascomycota; Sordariomycetes; Sordariales; Chaetomiaceae. Bases 1 to 1614 code for a protein of 537 amino acids.